GCGGUGGGUUAUGACUUCAUCAUUCAAUUCAAUUGACUCGGCUCUUCCUCUCUCUCUGCUACAAUACUUGAUUGUAGAUCUUUCUCUGCUACUCCCAUCUCCAGCACACACCAAACAUCCCAAAUAAAACACAAAAAUUUAUUUAUUUAUUAGUAAAUUUAUUUUAUUCUGCUUUUACGAAAGUGGAGAGCGAUAUGGAAUUUGACGACCACGAAGAGCAGGAGGAGGAAGAAGAAGAGGAAGAGGAGGAGGAAGAGGAAAUGGGAUUCUCAGUGGCGGCGCCGGGUUACGAUUCCUUCGGAAACGCGGCGCCCAGGUCUAAAAUGAGCGCAGCUGAGGGAGUUCCGGCCACCGUUAACUCCGGUCGCAAAGGCGGCUCCGCGGGGACGAGCAGAUACAGAGAAUGUCAGAAGAAUCAUGCCGUCAGCAUCGGCGGUCACGCCGUCGAUGGCUGCUGCGAGUUCUUGGCCGCAGGAGAGGACGGCACGCUGGAGGCCGUAAUUUGCGCGGCCUGUAAUUGCCACCGCAAUUUUCACCGCAAGGAGAUCGACGGCGAAAUCAGCUCUUACCAACUGCGCUCGCAGCCGCAGCCCCAGCCGCAACCGCUGCAUCCUCAGUAUCACCACCAAUUCUCCCCUUACUACCACCGCGGGCCACCACCUUCCUCCGCGGGAUACCUCCACCCCCACCACCUGUUAACCACUCCGGUGUCGCAGCAUCGGCCUUUGGCUCUACCACCGCUGGCUUCGGGAGGAGUGUUCAGUAGAGAAGAGGAGGACAUGUCAAACCCCAGCUCGAGCGGCGGCGGAGGUGGCGGUUUUGGUGGUGGUGGUAGCGGCAGUGGAACGAAGAAGAGGUUUAGGACAAAAUUCACGCAGGAGCAGAAGGAUAAGAUGCUGGCAUUUGCGGAGAAGCUAGGGUGGAGAAUUCAGAAGCACGACGAAGCUGCCGUGGAACAAUUCUGCGCUGAAACUUGUGUGAAGAGACACGUGCUGAAGGUCUGGAUGCACAAUAACAAACACACUCUAGGUAAGAAACCCUAAUUUUCAG
Messenger RNA from Vigna umbellata (rice bean), 1050 nucleotides. The record is from RefSeq and is a predicted model, not a curated record. NCBI's taxonomy places the organism in Eukaryota, Viridiplantae, Streptophyta, Magnoliopsida, Fabales, Fabaceae.